AUGGUGUGCACAGUGUGCACGGUGGACACGACUCCAGCCUUCUGUGAAGAUGGACUGCGGCUCGGCUCAGAAGGGCUGGAGGAAGGGGUGCUGGCCCAGGCAGCCAGAGACAUCCAGGGCCCGGCAGGGGGCGCGCGGCGUCGACGGGAAGGCAGAAGCGCAUGCGUAGGGACGGCCGAAGGGGCGGUGCGCGCAAGCAGCCUCGCGAUAACUGCGCAGGCGCGGGCCGCCCGGUCCUUUCUCCGGAGUCGUCAAGAUGGUGAGUGUGGCUUCUGGAGCGCCUCGGCCUGGCCGAUCCGCCUCCAUCCGCGCUCUAGCCGGCCCGAGGCGGAAGUGGAGCAGAAGAAGAAACGGACCUUCCGCAAGUUCACGUACCGCGGCGUCGAUCUGGACCAGCUCCUGGACAUGUCCUAAAGGAGGCGCCGCCCAUGGAGAAGCCGGAGGUGGUGAAGACGCACCUGCGCGACAUGACCAUCCUGCCCGAGAUGGUGGGCAGCAUGGUGGGCGUGUACAACGGGAAGACCUUCAACCAGGUGGAGAUCAAGCCCGAGAUGAUCGGCCACUACCUGGGCGAGUUCUCCAUCACCUAUAAGCCUGUGAAGCACGGCCGGCCGGGCAUCGGCGCCACCCACUCCUCCCGCUUCAUCCCGCUCAAGUAGCCGCCUGCCCAAUAAAGGCGCUGGUCCCUGUC
Messenger RNA from Tupaia belangeri chinensis (Chinese tree shrew), 691 nucleotides. RefSeq names its product ribosomal protein S15 (gene RPS15). Gene Ontology annotation, biological process: translation; ribosomal small subunit assembly. The record is from RefSeq and is a predicted model, not a curated record. Lineage: Eukaryota; Metazoa; Chordata; Mammalia; Scandentia; Tupaiidae. Gene Ontology annotation, cellular component: cytosolic small ribosomal subunit; ribosome. Gene Ontology annotation, molecular function: RNA binding; structural constituent of ribosome.